Molecule: messenger RNA, 717 nt
Organism: Erythranthe guttata (spotted monkey flower)
Lineage: Eukaryota; Viridiplantae; Streptophyta; Magnoliopsida; Lamiales; Phrymaceae
Biological process (GO): mitochondrial respiratory chain complex I assembly
Cellular component (GO): mitochondrial inner membrane
Source: RefSeq, a predicted model, not a curated record
CAUAUUUCUUCUUUACCCCCACACCGGAGACGAGCAGAAGCACCAUAAAGAGAUGGCGGCGAGACAGAAAGCGGUGGCGGCGCUGCCGACGCUCAUGCGAGCACUCCGGAAAGAAGCGGCGCCGCCGAGGCACCAGACGGCGCUGCCUUCGCUGAGAAGAGCAUUCUCUCUCUACGAUCAGAUCAAUCUCAUCGAUAAUUUCCCCGACGACCAGCUCCGUUUCCAAGGAUUUGAUAAUACAGGGUUCAAAGUGAAUGGAGUCAGGUACGAAGGCAGCUUACUUUGUGUAGGAAAUUUGCUCAUGUCUUGGACCCCCAAAAGUUUCUCGGAGAUCACCGUUGAAAGCUUGUCUAUUUUUAAGACCGUACGACCAAUACCAGAAAUUUUGAUUAUUGGAUGUGGAAGGGAUAUUCAGCCGGUAAAACCUGAAGUUCGUAGCUUCAUUCGUUCCGCUGGCAUGAAAAUAGAAGCAGUUGACUCGAGAAAUGCUGCAUCGACGUACAACAUAUUGAACGAAGAAGGAAGGAUAGUGGCGGCAGCUCUUAUUCCAUACGGAGCUACUUCUUGAAGCAUAUUGUUUGUGUACAUGUUUGUGAGACUCCAAUAACCUUUGUAUGCAUUUUCUUCUUUCGGAUUAGUGUCUCAGUUUCGUACAAGUCUGCUGAAAACGAUGCACAUCUGAUUAAUUGAAAAAAAAAAUCAAAUUUCCAUUUUCAU